Molecule: messenger RNA, 1230 nt
Organism: Wickerhamiella sorbophila
Lineage: Eukaryota; Fungi; Ascomycota; Dipodascomycetes; Dipodascales; Trichomonascaceae
Exons: 1
Coding region: 1-1230 (409 amino acids)
Molecular function (GO): LPPG:FO 2-phospho-L-lactate transferase activity
Source: RefSeq, a predicted model, not a curated record
AUGCACCUUUUCGUAGUCGGCGGUGGCACAGCUACCAACUCCGUUGUUGGCGUAUUUGGCAGUCUGGCGGGUGAAAUCACCUACGUGCUGCCGAUUUCAGAUAACGGCGGGUCCAGCAGUGAAAUUCUCAGAGUGCUGGGAGGACCGGCAAUUGGUGAUGCAAGGUCUCGAAUGACUCGGUUAAUGCCGCCGUCUCCUUUGCGGAAUUUAUUGGAAAUACGACUAUCUGACAAUGCCCACAAUGCCCAAAAGACCUGGGAUUCUAUUGUUUACGGAACUCAUCCUAGCUGGCAACAAAUCCCUUCGCACCUUAAACACAUGUACAGGGCAUUUUUGAUUCACGUCCACGCAGAGCUGCUAAGAAGGAAUCGGCCGGGCAAAGAGUUCAAAUUCAACCGGGCAAGUAUCGGGAACAUGCUUUUGAGCGGCGCCCGGUUGUUUUUUGGGUCUUUGGACUCGGCUAUUGAAUUUGUGUUGCGCACAGCCAACGUUCCCGAAUCGAUCAGAGUGCUCCCGGCGAUCAACACGAAUUUCAGCCACCAUAUCGGUGCACUGCUGCAGGAUGGUACGCGGGUGUAUGGUCAGUCCGAAAUAUCGCACCCGAGCAGCGAUCUUAUCGAUCCGCCGUUCAAAAUGGAGGACGAUGCAGAGGAAUGCCAGGAAGAAGAUGCAAACAUGCCGUUCAGCCACCCGUCGCUCUCAGCUUCGCAAAUUUCGUUUUCGAAACACUCCGAUCCACUGCAAUCACCUAUUGAGAGCUUGUUUUAUGUGAACCCUUACGGCGAAGAGAUCAAACCUAAAGCGUCGUCGCGUGUUUUACAUGCGCUUGCCCAUGCCGAUUGCGUCGUGUUCUCGAUUGGUAGCCUCUACACGUCGAUCAUUCCAGUUAUCUUGCUUCAGGGAUUUGCAGCGAGGCUCGUGAAUUGCAAAACUAAAAUUCUGAUUCUUAAUGGCACUCACGACCGGGAGACAGACGGCAUGACGGCUAUCGAGCAUGUGGCUGCAGCAAUCAAAGCCUGCACGUACAGCCUGGGGCUGAGCUACUGCGAUCUAGACGAUAUCGACUGGACGAGCUUUGUAACCCAUGUGGUCUAUUCAACUGAGGAAAUUGUGGCGAUUGAUGUGCCUGAGCUCGAGCAAAAGGGCAUACAGUGCGUGCCUGCGGUCAGCACCAACGGCAUCUUCGACACUCCGGACCUCAAAAACCAAUUGGCCACUAUCCUGUACUAA